Suillus paluster is the source of this 1779-nucleotide messenger RNA. RefSeq lists its product as uncharacterized. Bases 42 to 1613 code for a protein of 523 amino acids. The transcript is spliced from 12 exons. Gene Ontology annotation, biological process: protein deubiquitination; regulation of proteasomal protein catabolic process; proteasome-mediated ubiquitin-dependent protein catabolic process. The record is from RefSeq and is a predicted model, not a curated record. Lineage: Eukaryota; Fungi; Basidiomycota; Agaricomycetes; Boletales; Suillaceae. Gene Ontology annotation, molecular function: proteasome binding; cysteine-type deubiquitinase activity; protein binding.
GUUCUAAUCUACUCGCGAUUACCAAGACCUGCAAACUCAUCAUGGCCCCACUCGCAGUACACGUCAAACACGCAGGCAAAACACUCGAUGUCAACCUAGAUCCAUCCCUACCACCAGCCGUGUUCAAAGAUGCGGUGUACCAAGUCACGGGCGUGCCACCGGAGCGUAUGAAAGUGAUGAUCAAGGGUGGGGUACUCAAGGAUGAUACGGAUUGGAAGAAGGUUGCUCCUAAAGAGGGACAGACCUUCAUGGUUAUUGGCGCUGCGGGCGAGCUCCCGAAGCCGCCUGAAAAGCCGAUCAUUUUCCUCGAGGAUAUGAACGACUCCGAAAUCGCAGAAGCCCUCUCUUUACCCGUUGGAUUGAAAAACCUCGGAAAUACCUGCUACAUGAACGCCACCGUCCAAGCGAUGCGUGCCAUACCAGAGCUUCAAACCGCUCUUUCAAAAUCACCACAUUUGGACGUCCUCCCUCGUGCGAUGCGAGACUUGUAUAACAACAUGUCUCGUACGACAGAAGGAUAUAUUCCUACGGCGUUUUUGACCGUGUUGCGUCAGACUGUCCCUCAGUUUGGAGAGGUUGAUAGAUCGGGGAAGAAUGGAAUGUUGGCUGGGUAUGCACAGCAAGAUGCUGAAGAGUGUUGGACGCAGCUUGCCAACGCCUUGAAAGAUGUUCAUGGGAUCGAUGCUGCAGGGAAUUCAUCAACGGGGGCAAGGAGAUUCGUGGAUCAGUUCAUGAUGGCUGAGAUGCGCAGAGAAUUGAAAUGCGACGAGGCGCCGGAAGAGCCUAGCACCGUGACGAUAGAGAAGGUUCUCAAGGUCGAGUGCAAUAUUUCGACAACGACGAAUUAUAUGCAUGCUGGUAUCAAGGAUGCAUUGAACUCUCAGUUGGAAAAGAACUCUCCUUCGCUCGGGCGUCAAGCAGUUUACAGCCAGACGUCGCGUCUUUCGCGCCUACCCAGUUACUUGACAGUGCAUAUGGUACGUUUUGCAUGGAGGCGCGAUAUCGGAAAGAAGGCCAAGAUCAUGCGCAAAGUGAAGUUUGCGGCAGAGUUUGAUGCGCUGGAGGUAGUGACCGACGAGCUGAAAGCGAAGCUAACACCUGUGUCCAGCAAGCUAAAGUCGAUUGAGAAGGAGCGUUCGGAGCGGCGGAAGGUGCGCAAGCGGACGAAGGUGGCGCAGGAAGCGGCGUCUUCGUCUAGGCCCGCGGUGGAGAAUGCGGACGUUGAGAUGGUGCCUGCGAUCGAAGUGCCGGGGGACCUGGAGGACGAGAGUGUGUAUCGUGCGCGGGAGUUGCAGGAGCUGGAGGGGUUGGUCGAUGCAGAUGUGAAGAGUGAUUAUGGGUGCAGCGUGACGGGGUUGUAUGACCUUGUUGCGAUUGUUACGCACAAGGGAGCUGAUGCUGAUGCGGGGCACUAUAUGGGGUUCGUGAAGAAGAGCGUAUUCCAUGCGAAGUCGGGUGACGGGCCUGCGUUUGACGAGGACGAUGAGGACUGGUACAAGUUUGAUGAUGACAAGGUGUCGCUGUUCCCCAAGGAGAAGCUGGGGACAAUUGAUGGAGGAGGGGAGGAUUCGUCUGCGUAUGUGCUUUUGUACAGGAGCAAGCCGUUGGCAUAGUGUUCGAUAAGAGAUAGGGCGUAGGUAUAAUGCAAGGAAGAUACAUGAAUCUAAGUACUACGACUCGCAUCAUCGCCGUCUAGGUCGUUUGCAGAAGGUACGGCGGCUGAUGCUGCAGCGCCUGCAGCGGCCUGACCUUGUGAUUGGGGCGCGACGUCCCUUGAAG